Messenger RNA from Procambarus clarkii (red swamp crayfish), 2180 nucleotides. RefSeq names its product electron transfer flavoprotein-ubiquinone oxidoreductase (gene Etf-QO). The record is from RefSeq and is a predicted model, not a curated record. Gene Ontology annotation, molecular function: electron-transferring-flavoprotein dehydrogenase activity; iron-sulfur cluster binding. Gene Ontology annotation, biological process: electron transport chain. Lineage: Eukaryota; Metazoa; Arthropoda; Malacostraca; Decapoda; Cambaridae. Gene Ontology annotation, cellular component: mitochondrial inner membrane.
GGUAUUGUUAACGCAUUAUUACUACAGAUUUGUAAUAUGCACUAUACGACUUUUCCUAUAAAUGGUUUAAGUAAUUUUAAUAAAUUAUUCUCCAAGUAUUGAAUAUAGAGAAGUGAGAAGGAGAGGAAUAAUGAGUUGAUAUGUGAGAGAUGUGGCAGCGUGUGGCCGGCUGACCAUAACAAUGAUGGCGAGAGUGCUGGGCAGGUCCGGGCUGCGAGCUGGUCAAGUGUUGUGUCAAGCAGCGAAGAUAAAAUGGUGGUAUUCACGCAGUGCCGCUGCAAGCAUCACUACGCACUACACAGUGGUGCCACGAGAAACCGAUCCACGAUGGGCAGAUGUGAACAUGGAACGAUAUGCAGAUGAAGCUGAUGUAGUGAUAGUAGGUGGAGGUCCAGCUGGUCUGGCCGCCUCCAUCCGACUCAUGCAGUUGGCCCAGGAACAAGAAAAGGAGAUUCGUGUCAUGUUGGUGGAGAAAGCUGCAGACAUUGGUGGCCACACAGUGUCUGGAGCAUGCCUAGAAGCUCGUGCCUUGGAAGAGCUCUUCCCAGACUGGAAAGAACGUGGCGCUCCGCUCUACACUCAGGUUAUAGCCGACAAAUUUGCCAUCCUUACUGAAAAGAGGCGAAUAAGUAUUCCUAUAUUACCUGGUAUGCCAAUGCACAACCACGGCAACUACAUUGUUCGAUUGGGGCACCUUGUUCGGUGGCUGGGAGAGCAAGCGGAAGAGAUGGGAGUAGAGAUAUAUCCUGGCACGCCUGCAUCAGAAAUUUUAUAUAAUGAAGAUGGAUCAGUUGCUGGUGUUGCCACCUCAGAUGUCGGCAUUACUAAGGAUGGGUCUCCAAAGGACUCUUUCGCUCGAGGGAUGGAGCUGCGGGGAAAAUGCACAGUAUUUGCCGAGGGCUGUCAUGGCCACCUGGCCAAACAGCUCUAUACUAAGUUCAAUUUACGCGAGAACUGUGAGCCUCAGUCUUAUGGAAUUGGACUUAAGGAAUUAUGGGAAGUUAAACCCGAAAACCACAAACCAGGAACAAUUGAACACACAGUUGGAUGGCCACUUGACAAAAAUACAUAUGGAGGUUCAUUUCUGUAUCACUUGAAAGAGGAGCAGCCAUUAAUUACCCUUGGUUUUGUUAUUGGACUGGAUUAUACAAAUCCAUACCUGAAUCCAUUCAAAGAGUUUCAAAGAUUCAAGCAUCAUCCAUCGAUCGAACCUUUACUACGUGGCGGCACAAGAAUUUCUUACGGAGCCCGAGCACUGAACGAAGGUGGAUUACAGUGUGUUCCCAAACUGACAUUCCCAGGGGGUUGUCUUGUAGGGUGUUCACCAGGGUUCAUGAAUGUUCCAAAGAUCAAGGGAACACACACAGCUAUGAAGAGUGCCAUGCUUGCUGCUGAAAGCAUAUUUGAAUCACUUAAUGAUAAGGAAAAUGUUAACACUUCUUGUAUUGAACCAGUCACUUAUGAGGAAAAAAUUAGGGAAUCUUGGGUAUGGAAAGAACUUUAUGCUUCUCGUAAUAUCCGUCCAUCUUUCCACAACCCUCUUGGUCUGUUUGGUGGCCUCCUCUACACUGGCCUCUUCUACAUCAUAGGACGAGGAAAGGAACCUUGGACACUGAAACAUGGAGGAAGUGAUGCAGAAAGACUUAAGCCAGCAAAUCAGUGCAAACCAAUAACUUACCAUAAACCAGAUGGAGAAAUUAGCUUUGACCUUCUGAGUUCAGUUGCACUCACUGGUACAAACCAUGAUCAUGACCAGCCUCCUCAUCUGACACUAAAAGAUGACUCUGUCCCUGUAGACAACAAUCAUGCAGUGUUUGAUGGACCAGAAGGACGCUUUUGUCCGGCAGGUGUGUAUGAAUAUGUGCCACUGGAGGUCGGUGAUGGCGUCAGACUUCAGAUAAAUGCCCAGAACUGUAUCCACUGCAAGACGUGUGAUAUAAAGUGCCCAUCUCAGAAUAUUAAUUGGGUAGUACCAGAGGCAGGAGGUGGACCUGCUUAUGAUGGCAUGUGAACUGUUUACCCUGUUUGUGUGAGGUGUGUAGAGGAGUGUGACGUGGUGCAGUCUGCCACAUUAACACUAAAGCAACAAACAAUGCAAUAGUAAGUAAUGUAAAUAAUGUCAAGGGGUUUUGUAAUUAGAAUUUUGCAUAAGUAAAUAUAAUUUUUAAAAUAAAAUCUGU